Messenger RNA from Aspergillus uvarum CBS 121591, 2088 nucleotides. Its product is annotated as C2H2-type zinc finger protein. Lineage: Eukaryota; Fungi; Ascomycota; Eurotiomycetes; Eurotiales; Aspergillaceae. The transcript has 3 exons. Bases 103 to 1890 code for a protein of 595 amino acids. The record is from RefSeq and is a predicted model, not a curated record.
UGCAGAUUGAGUCAAGAACCGAGACAGGAAUUCUAGUUACAGAUCAGUGUCACCCUACCGUACAGUACAUUACUACGACUUACACCGGAGAGUUUCCCCAGCAUGAAUCAACAGACUGCCCAGCUGCCUAUGACCGGUGAGGAGGACCACGUGGAAGCGGUCGAUCCAGCUCUGCUCCGUGCCGAUCCUUCGUCUUUCAACGCCUAUGACUGGAUAAACCCCCAAUACCUGAACGCUUAUCCUGAUCAGCCUUCGCCUUCUAUAGCAGAGUUGGGCCUCGACCGCCCGCUCACUGCAUUGCCGCCAAGUGGGCAAUUAAACGACCAUUCACUAUCAGCUCUCCCCCACAUGUUCGCCGCCGCUCCUGAGUUCCAAAAAUGGGCCGGGCUAAGCGAUUCUUGUCGAAAUGAUGAUUAUCUGCGCUCAACUAGAGCAGCUUUUCCUGCUACGGAUCCUUCUCCUGCCAGCCCGAGUCGGCAACUCCCUCGUCGUCGAAGUCGUUACCUGACCCGUCAAUCCGGAGCGCAAGCGGGCCCAAUUGUGAUUCCGAAUGCCGGCAGCGACCUGAACCCGAUGGAAAGAUGGCGGAACUCACCCCCGGAGGAAGAGCCAGCCUUGAUACCAGACAUCCUUGAUGCGCUGAAGACGGCCCCAAGCGAGCCCGAGAACAUCAGUCCCAACGCAGCGGGAGGCAAUAGCCACGCAUUCCGCCAGUACCGACGAGCCGCGUCGACCACCAGCGGCGAGUCCAGCGCAUCGUCGCGGGACUCCCAGCAAUCAGGCCGGUCAACCUCAUCCGCAGCGGACCGUCUAGGAGUCCAAGGCCCUGGCAGCAGGGUCCGGAAGGGCAAAACCGCCCCUCGUAGGAAGCAGACCACCAAGGCCACCACCACCAGCUCUACCCAGGCCCUGCGCCGCUACUGCUGCACCUUCUGCUGCGAUCGCUUUAAGAGCAAGUACGACUGGGCGCGCCACGAAAAAUCUUUGCAUGUUACUCUGGAAGCAUGGUACUGCGCCCCCUUCGGCACGACCACUCCCUCUGCCACCGCGCCGGAAACCAUGCUGUGCGCCUUCUGCGGCGCCCCCGACCCGGACGCCGCCCAUCUGAGCGACCACGAUGCCACCGCGUGCGAAACUAAGCCCGGCACGCGCCGCUCCUUCCGUCGCAAGGAUCACCUCAUGCAGCACUUGCGCCUCGUCCACCACAUCCUCCCCACCAAGGGGGGCGGUGGGCCCCCGGACCUCGAGCGCUGGAAGAUCGGCCAGUCAGCCAUCACCUCGCGCUGCGGGUUCUGCGACGCCCGGUUGCACAGCUGGGAGGAGCGCGUCGAGCACCUGGCGGAGCAUUUCCGGUGCGGCCAGACCAUGGCGGACUGGCGCGGCGAGCAUGAGUUCCCCGCGGACUUCGCGGCGCUGGUCGCCAACGCCCUGCCGCCGUAUCUGCUGGGGUCCGAGUCGCGCAGCGUCAUCCCGUUCUCCGCGACCAGCUGCGAGGUCCAGGACCACUUGGCGCAGAUCUCGUCGCGGGCACGAUGGAGCGAGGCCGACCAGCAGGCGGCGCGCGAGAUCGUCGCCCCCGCCGUGCCGAGCGUGGCGCCGCCGCUGCAGGCGAUGGCGCCCGGGGUGGCGUCCGAUCAGCUGAGCUCGUUCACCCAGGUGCUCACCCUGCAUCUGAGUCGGUUCGCCCGCGAGCAGAUGCGGAAGGGAGUCGUGCCCACGGAUGAGAUGUUCCAGCGGGAGUCUCGGCGGGUGCUGUACGAUUCGGACGAUACGUGGAAUCAGACGGUGGCGGAUAAUCCCGAGUGGUUGGCGGCGUUUAAAGGGUGUCACUGUGAGAAGAAUGGGGAGGGAGAGGGAGAGGCGGAGGCUGGUGUAGAGGAGACCUGUUAGUUCUGGGACGUGGACACUGUGUAGGUUCUUUCAUGGCUCAGUUGUGUAUUUAGCUUUGGGAAUGAUGGUUGAGGUUGCAGACACCACAGAUGGACUUUUGGUCGGCCUUGGAUGGAGGGUUCGACAGGAUAUCGGAGGUCUAUAAACUCUCGCCAUCUCUAAUCGUAUACCAUGAGAGUACAAUUGAAUUGGUUGAGG